AGCCCUAAUCCUUACAAUUUUGUUUGGGACACGGUUGGGAAUCACUGUAGUAUGUACUUUAUAUAUAUAUAUGGAAACAAUCUGAAGAAAUAACGAAUGUUUGCAGCGGGGGGCGAUAUGUAGACAUAAUGUGAAUGUUCUCAGAAGUAAAGAAGAAGAGGAUGUUGUCCUGUCAUAAAUGCUGCGCCUCGGUCAGUUUUUUCCUCUGAUUUCUUUCAGGCAAGGUUUAACAAAGCAAGACAAACAGCAACUACCCCCUGGAACCUGCUUAAAGACCCCUGAAAAUAUGGAGUCUGUUAAAGAGGAGAGUGAAGAUGUCUGUAUUUCAGAACUAUUCAGACCAAAAAAUGAAGAUCCUGAGGAACAAAGAGAUGUGAUGGCAGUGGAUGAGGAAAGUCAAGAACUGAUUGAAGUGGAGGAGAAACAUCAGUUUAAGAAACCUGAGGAUUUUGUAACUGGAGAAAAAUCUUCUAGUUGCUCACAGACUGAAAAGAAAUUCAAACAAAAAAGAAAUCGCACAGAAACAGGAAAUUCUUUUAUGUGCCCUCAGUGUGGAAAGAGUUUUAAACAUAAAGGAAACCUUAAUAGCCACAUAAGAAUUCACACUGGAGAGAGGCCUUACACCUGCCCGCAGUGUGGAAAGAGUUUCAGACAGAAAGUAAAUCUUAUGGAUCACUUGAGAAUUCACACUGGAGAGAAGCCUUUCACAUGCUCUCACUGUGGAAAGAGUUUCACACACAAACCAAGUCUUACAGAGCACAUGAGAACACACACUGGAGGGAAACAUUUCAAUUGCCUUGAGUGUGGAAAGACAUUUACAAAUCCAAGUAGCCUAAGAAGGCAUUUAAAUAUUCACUCUGAAAAUCAAUUACACCAAUGUACUCAUUGUGGCAAGAGUUUUACACAGGCAAGUCGUCUCAAACUUCAUCUGCGUUAUCACUCUGGAGAAAAGCCAUUUAACUGUGAACUUUGCGGUCACAAAUUUAUUUUGCCAUCAGUGUUAAAAAGACACUUAAAACUUCAUGCAAAUGAGAAGCCUUACAUAUGCACUGUUUGUGGAAGGAGUUUUUCACAACUGGCUUAUAUGAAGCAGCACCAGAUUAUACAUUUGGGUGUAAAACCUCAUGUUUGUUCAGAGUGUGGUAAAGCUUUUAUCAGAGCUGAUGACUUGAAAGCGCACCAAAGAAUUCAUACUGGAGAAAAACCAUUCAAAUGCUCAUAUUGUGAGAAGAGUUUCAAACGGCGCCAACAGCGGAAAACACAUGAAAAAAUGCACCCGGUCACCAUGCUUCCGGGUUCUUUUGAGCUGCAGCCUUCUGUGGUGACAGACCAGAUGGAAGAGAAAAAGGAAAGCCAAGAACUAAAUGAAGAGGAGAAAAAAUAUCACCAUCAGAAACCUGCUGAUUUCAUAACUGGACAUAAAUAUUAUAGUUGCUCACAGACUGAAAUUAAUUUUGCACUAAAAAGAUCAAAAGCAAAAAAAGCCAUGUGCCCUCAAUGUGCAAAGAGUUUCACAAAAAAAGGAAACCUUAAGAGUCACAUAAAAAUUCACACUGGAGAGAAGGCUUUCACUUGUCUUCAGUGUGGAAAGAGUUUCAUACAGAAAGUACACCUCUCUUUACACAUGAGAAUUCACACUGAUAAAAAGAGCAUUCAAAUCCACAUAAGAGAACACACUGGAGAGAAGCUUGACGCAUGUCUUCAGUGUGGAAAGAAUUUCAGACACAAGUACACAUGUCUUCAGUGUGGAAAGAGUUUCUCAAGUUCAAGUAGCCUAAAAAGGCAUAGAAAUGUUCAUUCAGAAAACAAAUUACACCACUGUUCACAUUGUGGCAAGAGUUUUAAUCAGGCAAGAAAACUCAAAAAUCAUCAGUGCUCUCACUCUGGCUUCACAGACAAAAAUACCCCUGAGAAUCACAUGAGAAUUCACACUGAAGAGAAGCCAUUUGACUUGACCAUUCAUGAAAAAGAGAAAUACAAUGCUAUCAGUGUAAUAAUGGAGUUUGUUAAAGAUGAGAGUGAAGACAUCUGUAUUUCAGAAUCAUUCAGACAACAAAAUGAAAAUACUGAGGAACAAAGAGACCUGAUGGAGGUAAAUGAAGAAAGUGAAGAGGAGAAAUAUCACUCUCAGAAAUCUGCUAACUUCAUAACUGGAGAACAAUUUCACAGUUACUCACAGACUGAAAUACAUUUUAAACAAAAUACAAAAGCAGAAAAUUCUUCCACAUGCUCUCAGUGUGGAAAGAGUUUCACAAAAAAAGGAAACCUAAAGAGGCAUCUAAGAGUUCACACUGGAGAAAAGCCUUUCACAUGCACUCAGUGUGGAAAGAGUUACACAGACAAAGGACAGCUUACAUAUCACAUGAGAAUUCACACUGGAGAGAAGCCUUUCGCAUGCACUCAGUGUGGAAUGAGAUUCAUUAAAAAAGGAUGCCUUAAUAGGCAUCUGAGCGUUCACACUGGAGAGAAGCCCUUCACGUGCACUCAGUGUGGAAAGAGUUUCAGACGGAAAGAAAACCUUGCGGAUCACAUGAGAAUUCACACUGGAGAGAAACCUUUCACAUGCAGUCAUUGUGGAAAAUGUUCAACAGAUAAACAAAGCCUUAAAAUCCAUAUAAGAGUUCACACUAGAGAGAAGCCUUACAUAUGUCAUCAGUGUGGAAAGAGUUUCUCAUGUUUAAGCAGCUUAAAAAGGCAUCGAAAUGUUCAUUCAGAAAAGGAGUUACACCACUGUUCACAGUGUGGCAAGAGUUUCAACCAGGCAAGAACACUCACAAAUCAUCAGUGCUCUCACUCUGGCUUAACAGACAAAAAUACACUUCAAAAUCGCAUGAGAAUUCCCACUGGAGAGAACCCUUUUGACUUGACCCUUCAUGGAAACGAGAAGACUUACUUCUGUUCUGUCUGUGGAAAGAGUUUUUCACAGCUGGGCCAUUUGCAACAGCACCAAAAAAUACAUACAGGUGUGAAAGCACAUGUGUGUUCCGAGUGUGGUAAAGCCUUUCUCCUAUUACACCACUUGAAAAUCCACCAAGUAAUUCAUACUGGAGAAAAACCUUACAAGUGCUCAUAUUGUGGAAGGGGUUUCACUAUGCUAGCGAACAUGAAAUCACACAAGAGAGUUCAUACUGGAGAGAAGCCAUACCACUGCAGUUCAUGUGGAAAGAGUUUCUCUACCCCACGCAACCUCAAAAGUCACGAGAUGACAAUGCACACCGGAGAGAAGCCAUACCACUGCACUUCAUGUGGAAAGAGUUUUGGCAUAUCAAGUACACUACGAAGACAUAUAAAGAAGAAUUGCUCAAAGUUGUCAAAGUUUAAAAAAUCAAAAACAAUUUCAAGUUCCCCUGAAAAGAUGGAGUUUGUUAAAGAGGAGUUCAUUAAAGAGGAGAGUGAAGACUUCAGUAUAUCAGAACCAUUCAGACUAAAAAAUGAAGACACUGGAGAACAAAGAGACCCUAUGGAAGUGAAAGAGGAAAGUGAGGAACUUAACGAAGAGGAGGAGAAACAGCCGUAUCAGAAACCUUGUGAUUUCAUAACUGGAGAAAAAUCUUAUAGUUGCUCACAGACAGAUAAGAAAUUCUCCCAAAAAAGAACUCGAAAAGAGAGUGAAGACAUUAGUGAUCCAGAGCUACGCAGGAUGAAAACUGAAGAUACUGAAGAACAAAGAGACUUGAUAGAAGUAAAAGUCGAAAGUCAAGAACGGAAUGAUAUAGAGGAGAACCACCAUCAAUAUCAUCAAAGAACAAGAGACCAAAAGUAUUUUACCUGCCCUCACUGUGGAAAGAGUUUUGCACAAAAAGGAGACCUUAAGCGUCACAUAAGAAUUCACACUGGAGAGAAGCCUUUCACAUGCUCUCAGUGUGGCAAGAGUUUCAGAGAGAGUGGAAUAUUUAAGUGUCACAUGAGAAUUCACACUGGAGAGAAGCCUUACGCAUGCAAUCAGUGUGGAAAGAGCUUCACACAGAGAGGACAGCUUGACGGUCACAUGAAAAUUCACACUGGAGAAAAGCCCUUUUCUUGCCUUCAAUGUGGAAAGAGUUUCAGAGAGAAAGGACAUCUUAAGCGUCACAUGAGAAUUCACACUGGAGAGAAGCCCUUCACAUGCCAGCAGUGUGGAAAGAGUUUCAAACAAGCUGGCCAUCUCACACUUCAUCUGCAAAAUCAUUCUGGAUUAAGGCCAUUUAACUGUGAACAGUGUGGCAAGAAAUUUACACGGAUAUCAGAUCUAAAGAUACACAUGACAACUCAUACAAAUCAAAAGCCAUACGUGUGUUCUUUUUGUGGAAAGAGUUUCUCUUACUCGGGACACUUGAAAUCACAUGAGAGAGUGCACACUGGAGAGAAGCCAUACCAGUGUACUUCAUGUGAAAAGAGUUUCACCCAGUCAAGUAAUCUAAGGACUCAUUUAAAAAAGGGUUGUUCAAAAUUGUCAUAGUGAGCUUUGUAACUUUUAGGGUCAAUACUCAUGUAUUUAAUGUAACACAACUUCACUAGGCAGAUUUCUCUGAAAACAAGACUUCAAAAUGAUAGUUUGAGUGUAUAAAUGUUCAUAAUUAUCAUAAUCUUGUAUAACGGGUAUCAACCAGAUCUGAUGUCAUUACCUUUAGAAAUGACAGAAUUAACCUUUAGCAUGUCACAUAAAAAGAGUGAAAUUCAACUGGGUUUUGUUACGGUCUGUGACUCCAGUUUCGAGUUCUCUCUAUCACUCUGUCUCUUGCUCACUCGCUGAGCGAGUAUUGGUGUGUGUUCUUUUAGGUCCGCCUUUGUGCACCUGAGACUCGUCUGCUCGUUAAGCCCCGUUCACAUUGUCAGCAAUUUUGUCACUGGAUGCAACAGGAAAUCAUUCAUUUUCAAUGAGAGCUGGCGACUUUAUGUGUUUUGAGUGACAGUAACUGUUGGCGACAGGAUGUGGGAAUGUCAAGAGACAUGACAAAGUUGAGAAAAGUUUAACUUUAUGCAAAUGCAGAGCGAUAUCAUGCUGCAACUACCAAUGAGAGAAAACAGUGGAGCUCACACCAUCCUGUUCGUACUGGAAUGGAGUGCAGGAAAUAUGGAGAUGUAAAUGUUGUCAAUUGAUUUAAUUUUUCGAAAUCAUUUAUCUGUAACCACAUGCCUUUAUCUGUAACCACAUGCAUGGAUGUAAUAAAACA
This is a messenger RNA of Xyrauchen texanus (razorback sucker), 5153 nucleotides long. RefSeq names its product zinc finger protein 721-like. Bases 179 to 4438 code for a protein of 1419 amino acids. Gene Ontology annotation, biological process: regulation of transcription by RNA polymerase II. The transcript has 14 exons. Gene Ontology annotation, cellular component: nucleus. NCBI's taxonomy places the organism in Eukaryota, Metazoa, Chordata, Actinopteri, Cypriniformes, Catostomidae. The record is from RefSeq and is a predicted model, not a curated record. Gene Ontology annotation, molecular function: RNA polymerase II transcription regulatory region sequence-specific DNA binding; DNA-binding transcription factor activity, RNA polymerase II-specific.